GCCGUGCUUCCUGCAGUGCCUCUGGUGAUCCACAUUAUAAGACUUUUGACCACAGGGUCCAUAAUUUCAUGGGAAAUUGCACUUACACCCUCUCCAAAGUGUGCAAUGUCUCUGAAGGGAUUCCAUACUUCCAUGUGUCCACGACAAAUGAGCACAGAGGAGCCAACACCCAAGUCUCUUACGUGAAGUCAGUGCAAGUGGAAGUCUAUGGCUACCAGAUUUCUCUGCAGAAAAACAAGAAACUGAAUGUGAAUGGUCGCAGAAUGAACCUGCCUGUAUACAUAGAAAACAAGAUCAGUAUUCAAAGCAGUGGUGCAUAUAUUCUUUUGGAAACUGACUUCGGACUGUGGGUGAGAUAUGAUGGAAAACACUAUGCAGAAGUCUCUGUGCCCUCCAAUUACAGCGGUCUGCUCUGUGGCCUUUGUGGUAAUUAUAAUGGUAAUCCAAAGGAUGACAAUAUAAAGCCAAAUGGUGAUGUUGCAACCAGUUCCACUGAUCUUGGAGAAAGCUGGCUUGUGCCUGAAAAUAACACCAUAUGCUCCAGCGGUGGGACAGAAGAGCAAUGUGAUCCUGUGCUGGAGAGUGAAGCAAAGAAGAACACAGCAUGUGGCAUGAUCACAGACCCAACAGGAAUCUUCAAGGACUGUCACACCAAAGUGCCUCCAGAGGAUUUCUUUGAAAACUGUGUUUAUGACAUGUGUUUCACUGGUGGACAGGCAACAUCCUUAUGCUAUGGACUGCAGGCGUAUGCUGAAUCGUGUAUCAAUGCAGGGAUAUGCAUAGAGUGGAGGAAUGCUACUCUUUGCCCAAUGUCCUGUCCUGGAGGCAGCAUCUACAAGGGCUGUGGUACUAGGUGUCCCACUACCUGUUUUAACAUCUCAGCAGUUGAUUCCUGCAGUUCUACACCAGUGGAAGGUUGCUUCUGUAAGGAAGGCUAUGUUUUGAGUGGAGACAAAUGUGUGCCAGAAAGCAGCUGUGGUUGUGUUGAUGAAGAGAACCAGUAUCACGAGCUGGAUGAAAGCUGGUUCACCAGUAAUUCCUGCACUGAACGCUGCACCUGCAAGGCCAAUAACAACAUUGAAUGUACAUCCUGGGAGUGUGGAGUCCUAGAGGAAUGCAGUAUUCGGGAUGGAGUGCUGGGCUGUCAUUCCAAUGGGCAAGCAACAUGUCAAGUGGUAGGAGAUCCCCAUUAUUUCACUUUUGAUGGAAUGAAGUACACUUUUGUGGGAACCUGCACAUACACUUUGGUUGAGGUUGUUGACACCAACAGCAAUGUCAUUCCUAUAACUAUCCUUGGAAAGAAUGAAGACAGAGGACUAAGAGGGGCCACAUACCUGAAAGAAGUCUAUAUAGAUGUGCACAAUGUACGAAUCACCCUUGAGAAAAACCAAGAAAUCCUGCUGAACAAUGAAAGAGUCUACACUCCAGUGGAGAACCGAGUGCGAGGAGUGUCCAUAGGAAAUGCUGGCAGAUUUAUAGUAGUGAAAACUGACUUUGGCGUGACAGUGAAAUACGAUGGCAAUCACCAUCUGGAGAUCACCCUCCCACACUCUUAUUUCUCAAAGGUGCAGGGCAUGUGUGGUAACUUCAAUAAUAAACAUGAAGAUGACCUGUUCUUGCCCAAUGGUACAGCUGCCAGUGUCUCACAGUUUGGAAAUAGCUGGAAAGUGGAGGAAGACAGUGACAAGAGUUGUUUGCCAGACUUAAAAGAAGAUCAUGAUCCUCCUUGCACUGCUGAGAAUAAACCAGACAUCGAAAGCCAAUGCAAUGUCCUAAAAUCAGACAAAUUCAAAGCAUGUCAUGACCUAGUCAAUCCUGAAGAUUUCAUAGAGAUCUGCAUCUAUGACAUGUGUCAGUAUGAUGGCAUGAAGUCUGCUCUCUGUGACAUAGUUCAAGUCUAUGUGGACACCUGCAGGAGUCAUGGAAUUUCCAUUAAAUGGAGGAAUAGCACAUUCUGCCGUAAGUACACAAGCAGGAGAAAAACCUGA
Molecule: messenger RNA, 1988 nt
Organism: Acanthisitta chloris (rifleman)
Lineage: Eukaryota; Metazoa; Chordata; Aves; Passeriformes; Acanthisittidae
Gene: ZAN
Product: zonadhesin
Exons: 11
Cellular component (GO): extracellular matrix
Source: RefSeq, a predicted model, not a curated record